Messenger RNA from Microplitis demolitor, 1061 nucleotides. RefSeq lists its product as uncharacterized. Bases 186 to 977 code for a protein of 263 amino acids. The transcript is spliced from 4 exons. Lineage: Eukaryota; Metazoa; Arthropoda; Insecta; Hymenoptera; Braconidae. The record is from RefSeq and is a predicted model, not a curated record. Gene Ontology annotation, biological process: negative regulation of G2/M transition of mitotic cell cycle.
AUCUCCAAUUGUCUCAUGUUCACUUUACCUUUUUCCCAACAAAUGUAAACAUUCAAAAAAAAAACGUGUCAUAUUUUGCAUUUGUAUCUGAACAAAUUUAUAUCAACAAAAAAUCUACUAGUACCUGAACUGUCAUAUUCAAAUUACCACCAAAACACACGAAAAUUUGAAUUUUUUUCCAAACUAUGGACAAACAAAAGCACAGAGAGAGCCGCAGGAAAAAAGAAAAAUUAAAUUACAAUAACAAGAAAAAGGAGCGAAAUUCAAAAGCAUCAGAUUCGAAACCAUCUCCAGCUAAGCCGUACUUGCUAGCGAAUUUCGAGAGAACCGGAGUUUCGUCCGACGAGGAUGACUUUGAUGAUGACUUUUACUCAUUUGAUUACGUCACGAAAAGUACACUGACCCAGCCGAGCUCUAGCUUCGCAGAAGUGGUCGACCAGGACGACACUGAUGUCAAAUCCAGCAACGACUUUAAUUAUUUAGCCAACACUGCCUUGACCAGCGGGUACUUUCAAUUUAAGUCUGAGAAAAACUGGUCCGUGGACACUUCCAAGUUUAGCGACCUGCUGGCUUUUGACGUCAAAAAUUUAUCCAUUAUUUUUAAUUGUAUUCCUUUCAAUCAAACUAUCGAAGUCGAUGAUAAAUAUUUUACCAAAGAUCAAUUGACAUCAUUUAAUACAACCGCCGAGCAAGCGAAAAAAAUUUACGAGCAAGAAUUACAUGACAAAGAACGUCAGCAAAAAUUAUCUGAUGAAAAUCGACGUAAUUCUAAAGAAUCCUCACCAAAAGUAGACUCUAUUGAUGAUGAUACCGUUGAAGAUCUAGAUUUCUUACUAUCACUCAAAGAACCAGUGAAAACUUCAUCUGUCACCUCUCUGUUGGCUCCUAAGCAGACCAAUGAGCCAAAACCAAAUAGCGCGCCCAGUACCAAGUCGAUAGAUCUCGAAAAGUGGCUGGACUCGGUUCUGGAUAUUUAAAUUUUAAUUUUUUUUUACAAAUGAUUUAUUUGAUUAUUUAUUUUGAUGUACAAAGAUCACUCGAAGUAAAAAUAUGUUUAAUAA